Messenger RNA from Brassica napus (rape), 1171 nucleotides. RefSeq lists its product as uncharacterized. Lineage: Eukaryota; Viridiplantae; Streptophyta; Magnoliopsida; Brassicales; Brassicaceae. The transcript has 2 exons. The record is from RefSeq and is a predicted model, not a curated record. The coding region runs from base 306 to 701 and encodes 131 amino acids.
UAAUCUAGUAAUUAAUUUCUAAUAAAGUUAAAUUAGUAAACGACAAAAACUUAUCUCAUCUAACCAAUGACCAGGAACCUUCGUUCACAGAUGUUGAGGUUGUAAACUGUAAUCACUAGACAACAAAUGAAUUUAAUUAUACUUUAUGUUCUAUAUAAUACAUAUUUGCCAAAAAUGUUAAAAAGUUUACAAGAGACAAAAAGCAGAAGAGAAAGAGGUUGGUGAUAGAAGCCAAAAUCAACUCUCCUUUUCUUUCUUCCUAAAAGCAGCAGAUACAGUUUCUUGAGCUUGUUGCAAGUGAAGAGAUGUUCAGAUCCAAGUCAUGCAGAGAAGAGAUCACAGGAAGAAGAAGCAGCAUCACCAACAAGUACCAUUGCUUAACUAGUAAUGGAGAAGCAGCACCAAGUCCAACAAACCAGCUGCCACCAGUGAUGAUGAGAUCUUACAGCGCAUCAACUUAUAGUCCAUACAAGAAUCCAACGACGGUGAGAGACAGAGACAGUCCCAACAGUAAAUCGAAGAGAAGAACUAGUAAGGCGAAGAAAGGGUACAAGGGUUUGUGUGAGGCAGAGAUUCAGAGGAAAAAGAGAGUGGCUGGUUAUAAUGUGUAUGGUGUUGAAGGGAAAGUGAAGGGGUCUAUGAAAAAGAGCUUCAAAUGGUUCAAGGAGACUUGUUCAAAUGCUGUCUAUGGUUUGUGGUGAUAAGGUCUUACCUCUUUCAUGAUUCAACUACAAAUUCUUCUCAACUUCUCUUCUAUUGUCUCUUUCUCCUCGUUUCUCAGCCAAAUAUUGAUGUUCGUAACUGGAUGUUAUGGUUGUUUGUAACGAUAAAAUACUUAGGCUGAAUCAUGUAGGCCAUGAUAAAUUGGUAGUUACCAUGAUUUAAGGAUUUUAAUUGCAUUCACAAUGUAACAUGCAACUCUCAGGCCCUCUCAGGAUGGAACUUGACAAGACAUAAGAAAAUUCUGUAAGGGAAAACAGUACAAUUAUUGCUUACGUACAUCUUUCACUAUUUACCCACAGAAUGACCAUUUACCCUCACAAUAUGAUGUCACACGAGAAGACGAAAAUAUAAGAAAAACCCCUUCUUUCUUUUGCGCCUUUUUUUGCGACGACACUUCAAAUCUCUUUGAGACACAAAAAAUAAUUUUAACUUUGCAAUACCAAACGAC